ACUAAAAAAACGCGCCCAGGCGCAGACCACAUGUCUAAAGCAAUCAUUCAAGAUCCAACUGUUAUUAAUUAUAUAACAAAGACAUUAACCAACACAGAGAACGACUACCAUGUAGGAUGCUCUGAAUGGAGUGAUAGUACUCGUUCUGAUGUGGUCUUAGAGCCAAAAUCAUUUGAUCUUGGGCUCCCACCAAUUAUAAUUGAAAUACAACAAAUGGUUGAUAAAGCUUUCAUGAAGAGAGCGGUUGGGUAUUGCCUACAAGCAUCGAAGAGAUAUAAUGUCGACCCCAUUAUUCUUAUUAUAUGCGUUAAUAGCUUAGAUAGUUAUGUUGCUUCGCGCAUAGUAGCCAGUGAUGUUUAUGGCGGAUAUGACUUUCUCUGCGAUCCUUGGGCAGCUAAUUGCAUUGUUCUUUCUAAAGAAAGUCUUAACAAGGACAAUGUAAGUAGUCCAUUAGACCCUCUGUUUGCCCUUGGAUUGUUCUUCACCAGCCAGGCUCUUUCUAUAAUGAGUGCCCCUUUUGCAAAUGAUCCAACUAUACAAUAUUUAUAUAGUUUGGUUACAAGUCGUGAAGAAAAUUGUAGCAACAAUAUUGCAUUAUCGCUACUCGAAUCACAACAUCGUGAAUAUGAGAAGCUGCUGACACUUGUUAAUACAGCUGGAUCAUCAGAUGUAUGAGUUCAAGCAAUUAUUGAUGCAAUUCUCUUCACGACUUGAAGCCAAGUUAUAUAGAUGUUGUCUAGUUGGAUCAUUAACAAAAGGAGCAUUGUCAUGGUUGUAAGAUUUGUAACUUAAUUCAA
Molecule: messenger RNA, 797 nt
Organism: Cokeromyces recurvatus
Lineage: Eukaryota; Fungi; Mucoromycota; Mucoromycetes; Mucorales; Mucoraceae
Exons: 1
Coding region: 31-675 (214 amino acids)
Source: RefSeq, a predicted model, not a curated record